AUGGGUAUUGGUAAAAAAGACGCUACUACGGAAACUGAAAUUCGUUUCUCCAACUGUGUAAAAGAAGGUUGCGAUCGUAGUGCGGAUGUAGACAGCAGCGUUUUUUGGCAGUCUGUUCAAGAAAGAAACAAAAAAUUGACAGAAGCUUUAAAAAAAGAAUGUGAUGAAACGAUGGAACGAAUUGAUAGUGCACGACAAAAAUUGGCCGACCUAAGAGCCGCUAAACUAGAUCUUCUAGAAGCACUUGAGGAGGCAGAAACGACGGAAGCAAAAUGA
This is a messenger RNA of Enterobius vermicularis (human pinworm), 276 nucleotides long. NCBI's taxonomy places the organism in Eukaryota, Metazoa, Nematoda, Chromadorea, Rhabditida, Oxyuridae. The record is from the annotation of a GenBank genome assembly.